Molecule: messenger RNA, 918 nt
Organism: Papaver somniferum (opium poppy)
Lineage: Eukaryota; Viridiplantae; Streptophyta; Magnoliopsida; Ranunculales; Papaveraceae
Exons: 1
Coding region: 1-918 (305 amino acids)
Molecular function (GO): nucleic acid binding; zinc ion binding
Source: RefSeq, a predicted model, not a curated record
AUGUCUCGUCGUACUAAUGGUUCAACCGACCCACAUGAUGAGGGUUUCGGUGAUGUUGUUCGUGAUUUGAAUGUUGUUGCUCAAGCGACGCAACAACAAGUGAAUCUUAAUCAGAACGCACCUCCUCCUCCUCCACCACCUAAUCAACGGGCUUUGUUAGUUAGAAGGUUUAUUGAACAAAAGCCUGAUUCCUUCGAGGGUAGUUCUGAUCCACUAGUUGCUGAAGAUUGGAUAGAUAAGAUUGAGAAAAUAUUUACCCUAUUAGGCGUGAAUGACGAGGAUAAGCUGGAUCUUGUUGUUUAUAAGCUUGAGGGUGAGGCCACUCGCUGGUGGGACUUGACUCGUCGUUCGAGGAAUGACGGUCUGUUUACGUGGAUGGAAUUUCGACUCUCUUUCCUAAAUAAGUACUUUCCACAAACUGCGCGAAACCAACGCAUGAUCGAGUUUAUGCUUUUGACCCAGAGAAAUAUGACAGUGGCGCAAUAUCAAGCCAAGUUUGAAGAACUUUCUCGUUUUGCUCCCCACCUGGUUGAGAAUGAAGAGCUGAAGGCUUUUAAGUUUCAGGAGGGACUUAAGCCUUCAAUUAAGAGUAGGUUGUCUGUUUUGAAGAUUACAUCUUAUAUUGAGAUAGUGGAGAGAGCGAUGAUCGCGGAGAGAGAUCUCGAGGAAGCAGCGAGAAUCCGUGAGCGUCAUGCUGGCGAUAGGAAUGGGAACGGUAAGAAUAAAAACCACCCGUAUGAAAGGAAAGAGAACGGAGAAGAUGCACAAAGAAAUCUCCAACAUGUCGUGUGUUUUGAGUGCAAGCAACCCGGUCACUAUAAGAGGAAUUUCCCCCAACUUGGUGCUCAGCGGGAUCAACCUUCUGGGCGCAACGUCAGAAUCGAGGUAACCUCUAAAUUUCGUGACGAAAUUUCUUAA